This is a messenger RNA of Fraxinus pennsylvanica, 1425 nucleotides long. NCBI's taxonomy places the organism in Eukaryota, Viridiplantae, Streptophyta, Magnoliopsida, Lamiales, Oleaceae. The record is from the annotation of a GenBank genome assembly.
AUGGAAUCUUUAAUCCUGCAACUCCAUGAUAUCGCCGCCGUGAAAUUCGGAAACUUCAAGCUGAAAUCCGGCAUCUCCUCUCCUAUGUACAUUGACCUCCGCUUAACGGUCUCUCACCCAUCUCUCCUCCGUCAAAUCUCUCAAACCCUCAUUGCCACCGUCCCGUCAUCCACUCGAUACGACGUCGUCUGCGGAGUGCCCUACACCGCCCUCCCGAUCGCCACCAGCAUUUCCAUAUCGUCUAAUGUUCCCAUGCUCAUGCGCCGAAAGGAGGUUAAGGAUUACGGCACCGCCAAGGCCAUUGAGGGCGCAUUUACGCCCAAUCAAAUUUGCCUUAUUGUUGAAGACCUCGUUACUAGUGGCGCUUCCGUGCUGGAGACGGCAGCGCCACUCCGUGCUGCAGGACUUGAAGUCACCGAUGCUGUCGUCAUGAUUGAUAGGGAACAAGGAGGGAGGGAGAAUUUAGCUGAAAAUGGGAUAACGCUGCACUCGAUGGUGAAGCUGACUGAACUGGUGAAGAUAUUGAAGGAGAAGGGGAGAGUCUCAGAGGAGACGGAGAAGAUGGUUAUGAAAUUUUUGAAGGAGAAUCGGAAGGUGGCGAUGCCAAUACGAGAUGCAGUAGCUGAGGAGAAGCUUAGAGAAAGAAUUCCGUAUGGGGAGAGGGCAAAGAUGGCAAAGAAUCCAACAGGAAAGAGGUUGUUUGAGAUAAUGGUGCAGAAGGAGACUAACCUGUGUUUAGCUGCUGAUGUUGCCACCGCUGCUGAAUUGCUUGACAUUGCUGACAAGGUUGGACCUGAAAUCUGCAUGUUAAAAACCCAUGUGGAUAUAUUGCCUGAUUUUACUCCUGAUUUUGGAUCUAAACUUCGAUCGAUUGCAGACAAACACAAAUUUUUAAUAUUCGAAGAUCGCAAGUUCGCUGACAUUGGCAACACGGUCACAAUGCAAUAUGAAGGAGGUAUCUUCCAUAUAUUGGACUGGGCAGAUAUAGUAAAUGCUCAUAUUAUUUCAGGGCCAGGAAUUGUGGAUGGCCUGAAAUUAAAGGGUUUAUCUCAGGGUAGGGGCCUUCUGCUGAUUGCUGAAAUGAGUUCAUCUGGUAACCUUGCCACAGGUGAUUACACAGCUGCAGCAGUGAAAAUUGCCGAAGAUCAUCCAGAUUUUGUUAUUGGCUUCAUCUCUGUCAAUCCUGCAUCAUGGACUGGUGGACCUCUAAAUCCAUCUCUUAUACAUGCAACCCCUGGUGUUCAAUUGGCAAAAGGUGGAGAUGCUUUCGGCCAACAAUAUAACACCCCAUAUUCUGUCAUUUCUGAUCGAGGCAGUGACAUCAUAAUUGUUGGCCGUGGAAUUAUAAAGGCAGCAAAUCCUGCAGAGGCAGCUCGUGAAUACCGGCUUCAAGGAUGGAAUGCAUAUUUGGUCAAUUGCAAAUGA